ACACUCCCACUCCCAUCUCCUCCUCCCUCCCACCUUGCAGCCAUGGAGUGCUCAUUUGGCAUCAGCGGCAAGGACUUUGUCCUCCUCGCAUCGGACAUGACGGCGGGCCGUUCAAUCCUGCAGUUCAAGUCGGAUGAGAACAAGAUCAAGGUCCUCGGGCCACACCUCGCCAUGGCAUAUGGCGGUGAACCCGGCGACACGAACAACUUUGCCGACUUUAUUGAGCGCAAUGUGCGCCUCUACCACAUCCGCCACAACUCUGCGCUUCUCCCGCACGCAGCCAGCGCGUGGAUUCGCCGCUCGCUCGCAGACUCGCUGCGUUCCCGUAGACCGUACGCUGUCAACCUCCUCCUCGGCGGAUACGACACCACGUCGGACGAGCCCCACCUCUACUGGAUCGACUACCUUGGUACCAAGGCUGUUGUGCCGUACGCUGCACACGGAUUCGGGCAGCUCGUUGCGCUGUCUACCAUGGACAAGUGGUGGACCGAGGGGUGUGACCGUCACGAGGCGCUUGAUGUGCUGAGGAAGUGCAUCAACGAGGUGGCCAUUCGUUUGACUGUCAAGUUUGACUUCAACUGUAUCAUCAUCGACAAGUCUGGCGUGCACAAGCUGGAUCUCUCCUCGGAGGACCCGUUCGCUAAGAUUGCGGCUGAGGACGCGGAGAAGGCCGCCGCCGAGGAGCAGCUGGCGACACCUCCGACGCAGACGCCUGCCGUGGCCGCGGCAGCCUAGAGUGAUGUGUAGAGCAGG
Messenger RNA from Cutaneotrichosporon oleaginosum, 753 nucleotides. RefSeq lists its product as uncharacterized. Gene Ontology annotation, biological process: proteasomal protein catabolic process. Gene Ontology annotation, cellular component: proteasome core complex; nucleus; proteasome core complex, beta-subunit complex. NCBI's taxonomy places the organism in Eukaryota, Fungi, Basidiomycota, Tremellomycetes, Trichosporonales, Trichosporonaceae. The record is from RefSeq and is a predicted model, not a curated record.